Molecule: messenger RNA, 2052 nt
Organism: Hibiscus syriacus
Lineage: Eukaryota; Viridiplantae; Streptophyta; Magnoliopsida; Malvales; Malvaceae
Product: protein EARLY FLOWERING 5-like
Exons: 9
Coding region: 244-1845 (533 amino acids)
Biological process (GO): mRNA cis splicing, via spliceosome
Cellular component (GO): spliceosomal complex
Source: RefSeq, a predicted model, not a curated record
CAGGUACUGAACAAAAUAAUCGAAUAAAGAUUAUAAAUCCUCACUUCUCCCAACUCCGACGAGAGAUUUCCAUUGCCGAUCGUCGUUAUUGCUUAUUCUUUAUCUUUUCUGCCCCUUUUCUUACUGAAACUGAAAGACGUAAUUUCUGCACAUGCGAUUUGAUACCCCAUUAAAAAAAACCAGAAAAAACCCUGAAGAAUUUGGGAAAAUUGACAAAAGGAGAAGUUUGAAGAGAAAAAGAAGAUGAAGACGACAAAGGGAGGCAAAGUGAUGAACCCUACGGAUGCCUAUCGUAAGGAACUCCGUAAGAAAGAACUGAAACGGAACAAGAAGGAAAGGAAGAAGGUGAGAGAGGUCGGGAUUCUGAAGAAGGAUCCGCAGGCAAUCAAGGAGCAGAUUGACAAGUUAGAAAUGAUGAAAGCUGAAGGUGCUUUAGACAAAGCAAGAAAACACAAGAAGAGACAACUUGAAGACUCACUUAACCUUGUCUUAAAGAAGAGGAGGGAAUAUGAAGAUAAAAUGAAGGAGAAGGGUGAGACCCCUGUUAUGUUUAGUCACUUGGGGACUCCUCAGAGGAGGACAACUGCAGAAGAUGAUGAGAGAGCGAAGUAUCCUAAACCUGAAGACUCUGUUUAUUAUCAUCCUACUCUGAAUCCCACAGGGGCUCCACCACCUGGAAAGCCACCCAUGUAUAAAUCAUCAAUAGGACCUAGAAUUCCCUUGUCUGGUGCUUCAUCGAGUGCUGCUGCUUCAUCUUCACAGACUGAGUCAGAGGAUACUUCUGCAACUAUACCACCCCCACCUCCUUUGCCAGAUACCGAUCAAUUGAACUCAGGGGACGCCUCUGUUGCACCCGCUUCUUUGCCUCUACCACCCCCACCUCCAAUGCCACCCAAGCCUGCCACAGAAAACUUGGGUAUUCCUUUACCUCCUCCCCCUGGUCCACCACCACCUCCUGGUUCCCCACCUAAAGAGCAAGUUACAGUUCGCCCUCUACUACCUCCACCUCCUCCCCUUCCGCAGUCCAUGCUGCCACCUCUCUCGGGCACUAGUGAAAAUGAAGGGGAGAAAAUAUUUGUACCAUCAGAUGACUCAACCUCCAAGGAAUUGUCUCAGGUGCCUCCACCUGGAAUGCCCCCUAAAUUGGCAAUUAAUCAGGCUGAAGGUGCUCCGUCAGAAUCUGAUGCGAAUCACCAUCCGGCGAUAAAAGAGGUUACUAAAAUGGUUCCGCCACCCCCACCUCUUCCCAGGCAACAACUUCCUGUGCCUGGACCUGCCAUGGUCCCAGUUCUACAUCCUGACGUAUUACCACCUGGAAUAUCACGAUUCCCCCCAGUAGCACCUCCAGACAUGCGGGCACAUUUAUCUGCUAGUGGACUUCCUGGUCAAGCUCCUCCUGGAAUGAUGGUCCCACUGAUGCCCAGACCACCUUUGGGUCCUCCACCAGGACCUCCACCAAUGAUGAGACCACCACUUCCUCCCGGUCCUCCCCCUAAUACAAUGGAUGAUUAUAAUUCUGCACAUCGACCCCCUUUACCACAGAAACCAUCAUACGUUAAAUCUGCCGCACCUACCGUUAUUAAGCGGCCACUGGCUCAGCACCAGCCGGAACUUACGGCUAUGGUCCCUGCAUCAGUUCGAGUAAGGAGGGAGAUUACUGCCCCAAAAGCAAAACCAAAGCCUUCACUCUCGACCAUGACAACGGCAGCAGCCAAGCCUUUAGCUCCUACCAUUGUGAAGCAAGAAUCCUCCAGCUCAUCAUCGGCUCCAAAGGCACAGAGUAUUGACGACUCGUACACAGCAUUUUUGGAAGAUAUGAAAGCACUCGGUGCACUUGAUAGCUGAUAUUUGCUAUAACUCUCAAGAUGUCAAGGAGAUGUUGCUCCGGCACAAUCAGAAUGAAGCCAUAUUAUCCAGCGUUACCGUGUUGCCGAGGAAUCGGAUUUCAUGGUGCUGCAAUUUUUCUUAUGGCGGAUCUUCGUAGUUUGAGAUUGCAUGACUCAGCAAUUUUUGUCAAAGUGAAGGUUAAAAUAUAGCGGUCAAACUUGCAUU